UGACGUGACGUACCGAAGCCAAUCAGCUGCUUCCAUUUCACGGUGGGCGUGACGAGCACGCAGAGACCAAACACCGCAGCUAACCCGAAUAAACAACUAAGUUAGCUUGUGAGCUAGCUAGCAACUUCUGAAAUGGCGUCGUUAUCGGCGACAGAAGCAGCGUUAUGCCCGGCUGCAGAGUCCAUAGUGCCCGCUUGUAUGUUUGCACCGGACCAGGGAUGUGCCGACGACCCGUCCGGGGAAGAGGGCUUUGAAGACGGCGAGGGUACUAACGGCGAGUCCGCGGAUUAUUUAAACCUAUGCAGCAAGAUUGUCCUUGUGAGUCCAACAGGGGAACAGUAUGAUUCAUUGUUAAGGCACCUGAGGGAGCUGAUAGAUGAGGGCUGUGGAGAGACAAUCUAUGUGGUGGGAAUGGGCUCAGAUGGAGGUGACUAUGGUCUCGAUGAAAAGGACAUGGAGGCAUCAGUCGCCACAGUGAGGUCGCUCUGUGAACAAAUCGAGGCUGACCUAAUACUUCUGAGGGAGAGAACAGACACUGGGGGAAAGCUUCGCGACUACCUCAUCCGCAGGCGUGUGGGGGAGCAGGAUUUCCUGGAAGUCAGAGUGGCGGUGGUAGGGAACGUGGACGCAGGCAAGAGUACUCUGCUGGGGGUUUUGACCCAUGGAGAGCUUGACAAUGGCAGAGGCUUUGCUCGCCAGAAGCUCUUCAGACACAAACAUGAGAUGGAGAGCGGCAGGACCAGCAGUGUGGGCAAUGAUAUCCUCGGUUUUGACCAGGAGGGACAGGUUGUGAACAAGCCAGACAGUCACGGUGGCGGUCUAGACUGGACGAAGAUCUGUGAGAAAUCCUCUAAAGUCAUAACCUUCAUUGACCUGGCUGGCCACGAGAAAUACCUCAAGACCACCGUCUUCGGCAUGACGGGACACCUGCCGGAUUUCUGCAUGCUCAUGGUUGGCAGUAACGCUGGCAUCGUUGGCAUGACCAAAGAGCAUCUGGGUCUGGCACUGGCUCUCAAUGUGCCGGUGUUUGUUGUGGUUACAAAGAUAGACAUGUGUCCAGCCAACAUCCUACAAGAGACACUCAAAUUAUUACAGAGGUUAUUGAAGUCACCGGGCUGCAGGAAAAUCCCUGUGUUGGUCCAGAACAAGGAUGAUGUCAUCGUCACAGCCUCCAACUUCAGCUCAGAAAGGAUGUGUCCAAUCUUUCAGAUCUCCAACGUGACGGGGGAGAACAUGGACCUGCUGAAGAUGUUCCUCAACCUCCUCUCCUCGAGGACAAACUUCAGCAACGACGAGCCUGCUGAGUUUCAAAUAGACGACACAUACUCAGUACCGGGCGUUGGCACAGUAGUUUCAGGAACUACGUUACGAGGAAUGAUACGACUCAACGACACGCUGCUCUUAGGCCCCGACCCGCUGGGCACCUUCAUCCCCAUCGCCGUCAAAUCCAUCCACCGCAAGAGGAUGCCUGUUAAAGAGGUCCGCGGUGGACAGACGGCGUCUUUUGCCCUCAAAAAGAUCAAACGAUCAUCGAUAAGGAAAGGCAUGGUGAUGGUUUCUCCGAAGUUGAUGCCCCAGGCCACCUGGGAGUUUGAGGCAGAGAUUUUGGUGCUACACCACCCCACCACGAUAUCCCCAAGAUACCAGGCCAUGGUCCACUGUGGCAGCAUCAGGCAGACAGCCACCAUCCUGACCAUGAACAAAGACUGUUUACGGACAGGAGACAAAGCCUCAGUCCACUUCCGCUUCAUCAAGACCCCCGAGUACCUUCACUGUGACCAGAAACUGGUGUUCAGGGAAGGACGCACCAAAGCUGUGGGCACCAUCACCAAGCUCCUCCAAUCAGUGAACACCCAGGCAGCUAAGGCCCAGCAGGCCAAGAUGCUGGCCAGCAAGAAGACUUUUAAAGACGGCACAACAGCCAGUGAGGAGGCUGGAUCAUCAGCACGGCCGCCCAGUCCGAAUGCAGCACAGCUUCCAACAGUGGCAGAGGAGGAGGCUCUGUGUAAAGACGGCAACAAAGAGAACAAGCUCAAAUCUGGAGGCGGUGGCCGCAGGAGAGGCGGUCAGAGACAUCGAGGGAAAGGCCUGAAUGCUGCGACAAUCUCAACGGCGGUUCCUGCAGGAACAGCAGGCACAGCCUGAAAAACACAAACCUUUUAUUUCUCCUCAGCUCUCCUCGUCUUACAGGGAGGGAAAGUGACAGCCAUCUGGUGGUUGUACACAAAGACUGAUGCUCAUUUCUUUAACAUAAAGGAUUCCUCAACUAUUUCGAAAUCUUUUCCCCUUUUUCUCAAUUGAAAGGUUCAUUGGUGUUCUAACUUGUGGUCUUCUGAAUAUGAUAACUUUGGGUUUGAGUUUUAUUAGAGUUUUCUGAAUUUGUAGACAACAUGGUGUUUUUAUUUUAAACAAACAUUUUGGGUGUCCAUCCUGUUUGUAGUUCAUCCGAACUUAUUUGACUGCAUGACCUGUUUUUGACGAGUACAGGCAGAAGUCACUUUCCCUCCCUCCACAAUCUGAUUUCUUUUCUGUUACUCCUGUUCUUUGUCAUUCUACAUCCUCUCACUUUCUCAGCCCCCUCAAUGUCCACUAGCUCACUGUCACAUUAGUCAUUUCAGGAAGUAGACUGUGUUCAGCAGGUGAAAGUUGAACAGUAAUUUCUUUAAAAAAAAAAAGAAGCUACUCAACAGUGAGACUGGCAGUUGGAAUUUAUUUGGGAAUUUGUUGAACUGAAAGGGAAUUGAUGCAGAUCAUCUAUGGUUUCUGUUAAAAGCAGAAAUAAGAAGUUUUGUUGGUUCAGCUUACCAUUCUGUUUGGUAGUCGCUUAAGUUGUCCUCUGACAAAACAACUUUUCUCAUGUUCUGGAGCCGAGCUUCAUCCUGU
Messenger RNA from Labrus mixtus (cuckoo wrasse), 2883 nucleotides. RefSeq names its product GTP binding protein 1, like (gene gtpbp1l). The coding region runs from base 133 to 2145 and encodes 670 amino acids. Gene Ontology annotation, biological process: translational elongation. The record is from RefSeq and is a predicted model, not a curated record. NCBI's taxonomy places the organism in Eukaryota, Metazoa, Chordata, Actinopteri, Labriformes, Labridae. Gene Ontology annotation, molecular function: GTPase activity; translation elongation factor activity; GTP binding. The transcript has 15 exons.